This is a messenger RNA of Thermothelomyces thermophilus ATCC 42464, 1789 nucleotides long. RefSeq lists its product as uncharacterized. The record is from RefSeq and is a predicted model, not a curated record. NCBI's taxonomy places the organism in Eukaryota, Fungi, Ascomycota, Sordariomycetes, Sordariales, Chaetomiaceae. Gene Ontology annotation, biological process: GABA catabolic process. Gene Ontology annotation, molecular function: succinate-semialdehyde dehydrogenase (NAD+) activity. The transcript has 3 exons. Bases 217 to 1704 code for a protein of 495 amino acids.
UCCUCGGGCCCUUCCUCGGGUCUCGACACCUGCGGAGCUGAGCUAUUACUCUCCACAGUCUCCCGUACUUACAUAGGUAGAUCACAGCCGUCGGUCGGCAUGUCCUUCCUUCAGAGGACGCUGUUUGCCACCCCACGGGCAGUAGCAGCGAGGCCUCAGUUCCGGAGAUCAGCGCUGCCUGUCAUCAUCAAGCCGUCCCUCCGAUGGGCAUCUACCAUGGCUCCCAAGCUCAGGGACCCUUCCCUCUUCAAACAAGACGUGUGCUACGUCAACGGCGAGUGGGUGAAGGCCAGGUCGGCCAAGACUUUUGAGGUCCACGACCCGGCCACCGGCCAACUCAUCGGAACUUGCCCCGAGUUUGACGCCCAGGACACAGAAAAGGCCAUUGCAGCGGCCGCGGCCGCGUUUGAGGAGUUCCGCCACAAGACGGGCCGCGAACGGUCCAAGCUGCUCCGGAAAUGGUACGAUCUCGUAGUCGAGAACGCCGACGACCUUGCGACGCUCAUCAGCUGGGAGAACGGCAAGCCGACGGCUGACGCCAAGGGCGAGGUGACGUACGCGGCCAACUUCUUCGAGUGGUUCAGCGAGGAGGCGCCGCGCAUCUACGGUGACACGAUUCCCUCGUCAGUACCGGGCAACCGCGUCUUUACCAUCAAGGAGCCCGUCGGCGUCUGCGGGCUCAUCACGCCGUGGAACUUCCCCGCCGCCAUGAUCACGCGCAAGGUCGGCCCCGCCCUGGCUGUGGGCUGCACCGUGGUGUGCAAGGCCCCCGGCGAGACGCCUUACACGCCCCUCGCCCUUGCCGAGCUCGCCCACCGCGCCGGUAUCCCGAAGGGCGUGGUCAACGUCAUCACCGCCCUCGGCAACACGCCCGAGGUGGGCGAGGUUCUGACGACCAACCCGACCGUCCGCAAGGUCUCCUUCACCGGCUCGACCCCGGUCGGCAAGCUGCUGAUGAAGCAGUGCUCGGGCACGCUCAAGAAGCUCUCGCUCGAGCUGGGCGGCAACGCGCCCUUCAUCGUCUUUGACGACGCCGACGUCGACCAGGCCGUCGCGGGCGCCGUCGCCUCCAAGUUCCGCUCGUCGGGCCAGACGUGCGUGUGCGCCAACCGCAUCUUUGUGCAGCGCGGCAUCUACGACGAGUUCGCGACCAAGUUCGCCGCCAAGGUCGCCACCUUCUCGGUCGGCAACCCCUUCGACACCGGCGUCACCCACGGGCCAUUGAUACACUCCAGGGCCAUCGACAAGGUCGAGCAGCACGUGCGGGACGCCCAGCAAAAGGGGGCCCGGGUCCUCCUCGGCGGGCACCGCCUGCCCGACCUGGGCGCCAACUUCUACCAGCCGACCGUGCUCGUCGACAUGACGACGGACAUGGCCAUGGCAUCCGAGGAGACGUUCGGCCCCGUCGCCGGCCUCUUCCCCUUCGACACCGAGGAGGAAGUCGUGCGGAUCGCCAACUCUACCCCCGUCGGGCUGGCGGGUUACUUUUUCUCGCGCGACCUGGAGCGCGUCCACCGCGUGGCCGAGCAUCUCGAGGUGGGCAUGGUGGGCGUCAAUACCGGCUUGAUCUCGGACCCGGCGGCGCCGUUCGGCGGGGUCAAGGAGAGCGGGUUCGGCCGGGAGGGUUCCAUGUACGGGAUUGGGGAGUAUCAGGUCACCAAGAUGGUCACGUACGGGGGGAUGGGGAAGAAGCUGCAGAGCUGAGGAGGUGGGCUGCCCUAAACGGCUUACGCGGAGAGCAAGAUGCUCGAUCGGUUAAGGAUGAUGAUGAUUUGACGGCUCACUCUUA